Punica granatum (pomegranate) is the source of this 1827-nucleotide messenger RNA. NCBI's taxonomy places the organism in Eukaryota, Viridiplantae, Streptophyta, Magnoliopsida, Myrtales, Lythraceae. The record is from RefSeq and is a predicted model, not a curated record.
UGGAAGUUCCUUUCCUUUUAUAAAGCAUGUGAAGUAGACCGUGAGCUCUACUGUUUCCUCUGAACUUGAAACCCCAGAGAAGAAGAAGAAGAAGAAUAUGCCCUUCAAAUACCAUUCGUUCAUUCCCGGGGAUGACGAUGAACUCAACAAGGCUCGUCCAGGCUCCCCUCCGGCCUUCUUCUCUCUGCCUUCACCAGCUUCUCCUCGCGUCUGCGGUAACUGCAUCCCUGGUAUUGCGGCUGGAGCGGCGGCCACAUCUGCAGCUGUGACUGCAGCUGCUCACCGGUCCUCUGUCCCCAUUCCGUCCACCCGAGAACGGCUUCCUCAGCAGCACGUCAGAACCGAAGCAGCGGUGGAAGUGAAGAAUCAAGAAUCUGCGAGUGUUGAAGUGCCGAACAGUCAAAGUAAAAAUAAGGCUAAGGGGUUCAUUUUGGACCAUGCCGCCCUGGAUGACAUCAUCGGACGGCUCUUAGAUUUUCGGUUGGCUAGGCCGGGGAAGCAGGUCGAGCUCUUUGAGAAGGAGGUUAGGCAUCUCUGUCUGACCUCUAAAGAAAUCUUUCUUUCGCAGCCCAAAUUGCUCGAGCUUGAAACUCCCAUUAAUAUUUGCGGUGAUAUUCAUGGACAGUACAAUGACUUGUUGAGGGUUUUUGGGGUCGUAGGCUUUCCUUCGACCGCCAACUACCUGUUCUUAGGAAACUAUGUGGACUACGGGGAACAGAGUUUGGAAACUAUGUGCCUCUUGCUCGCUUACAAGAUUAAGUAUCCCGAGAACUUUUUUCUUCUACGAGGGAAUCAUGAAUGUGCUUCCAUUAAUCGGAUCUAUGGGUUCUAUGAUGAGUGUAAGCGGCGCUUCAAUGUGAGACUUUGGAAAGUCUUCACUGACUGUUUCAAUUGCCUCCCCUUCGCAGCUCUUGUUGAUAAUAAGAUAUUUUGCGUGCACGGAGGGCUCUCUCCCGAUCUCACCAGCUUAGACCAAAUAAGAAAUAUACCUUGCAGGACUGAUGUGCCCGACACGGGCUUGCUUUGUGAUUUGCUCUGGUCAGACCCGCGCUAUAAUGUGAAGGGAUGGGGCGUGAAUGAUAGAGGAGCCUCUUACACCUUUGGAGCAGACAAAGUUUCGGAAUUUUUAAAGAAGCAUAAUCUGGAUCUUGUUUGUCGUGGUCAUCAGGUUGUAGAUGAUGGAUACGAAUUCUUCGCAGAGAGGCAGCUAGUGACUCUAUUUUCAGCACCUAACUACCGCGGCAUAUACAAUAAUGCGGGCGCAAUAAUGAGAAUCGAUGAGAAUUUAAACCACUCCUUCCAGAUACUAAAGCCAGCUGAGAGGAAACUUAAGUAGGUCCACAAAAUAUUACUGCAUUUAUUCUGUUUGCCUGUCUCAACAUCAAUCCUAUUUCCUCUUUGGAGAUUCUUAUCCCCUGCAAGACGAGGCAAAGACCGAAGAUAUGGGGAUGCAGAAGGCUGAAAUUUCGGCGGGUAGUGACUGCUAGAUAUAUAUUUAUCUCGAUUGUUUUGUGCGGCGAGACCCGAAUAUAGCAUAAUAAUGUGGUGAAUAUAAUUGGAUUCGAACAAUACAGAAAUGAAGAGUGGAACUUUUUGCGGCUUGUGCUUCAGCUUAUAUACAUAGCUCAAUGCUACUUUCUCGCACUAGAAUAAAAUGUGCUCGUAAUAGAGCUUGAGUGAUUUAUAAUAAUACUAUUGAUGUUGAAUAAGUAUUUGUAAGUGUGCAUGGACCAAACUACCUCGGACCUUUGAAAGAGUCUAUCCCAAAUUGCCAAUGGAUCAUCUAUCACGGGGAUUUUCUCAAGGUGAUGUUUUCAGGAAAAAUUC